Panonychus citri (citrus red mite) is the source of this 1456-nucleotide messenger RNA. RefSeq names its product collagen alpha-1(XVII) chain-like. The record is from RefSeq and is a predicted model, not a curated record. Bases 223 to 1155 code for a protein of 310 amino acids. The transcript has 4 exons. NCBI's taxonomy places the organism in Eukaryota, Metazoa, Arthropoda, Arachnida, Trombidiformes, Tetranychidae.
AUCAACAGAAUUCAAGUAGAAUAACAAAAUUAAUUCAUUCAACCAAAAUUUAUUGAUUCCUUUUUUUUGAUUAAAUUAACCAAAGGAGAGUAACAAUAUAAAUAUGAAGCAAUUUGUAACAAUCUGAUCAGUGAUUUAGUUUUGUCCAAUAAGAGUAACAUCAACAAUCAAGAUUCACUUUUACAAUUUACCAAAAACAACAAUCAACUAAUAUUUUAGAUCAUGAAUCCAUUAAUUGUUUUAACUGCUCUCACCACAAUCAGUUUGUCAUUCGCUCAAAAUUUUGAUCAAUUUGGUAUCAAUGGAAAUGGAAUGGCCCCUGGUCAAGCUUCACUCUACCCUUUCUUACCACCUCCACCACCACAGCCAAUGAACGGAGGUCCUCCACAUGGACCAGGACCCCAUGGACCUGGACAUGUUCACGUCCCUCAUCCUGAAAGUCCUCUUGACCUGUUCCGACAAACCCCCAGACAUGGAGGACCUGCAGGUCCCGCUGGACCCGCUGGGCCUUCGGGUCCCUCUGGACCAAUGGGCUAUCGAGGACCACCACCAGUUGGACCUUAUUCAACCGGAUUGCGAUUACCUGGUGACUUCCAAUUUCCAAUGGGAUUACCACCCCAAUCGCAGUUCCGAUUACCUCCUCCUUAUCCUGGUCCAAUGGAUCAACUUAUUGCUCAACAAGUAACUUCGACUGUUGAAUGUUCUUGCUCAAUUUCCUUCGGAAUUCAAAAUUCUAGCUCAUUAGUACUUCCUCGAGCCCCUCAAAGCCUUUUCCCAGGAAUCAUUUGUGGUCCUGGUGCUGUUAGUCUUUGUAGAAUUCAAUGUAUGGCUCAGGCUCUCAAUGCAAGUUUCGAUCUAAUCAAUCAAGCAGUUAAUCCAGUCGAUGGAAAUGGAGUCUCACUUCAACAAUUCGUUUGUGGUAAUCAAGUGAAUACCACCACCGAAAUUGGCUCAACAACCCCUGAGAACAAUAGUCGAAUGGUUAAUAUUAAAUCUGAAACCUCAUGUUCUGAACAAUCAACCGAUUAUUCAUCAACUAAUCGACGAACUGAAUCAAUCGCCUUAGGGCCACAAGAAUGUAACACAAUCGCUAAUAUUGGAUCUUUCCAACUUCCAUCAAUUCCUUCAUCUGCUGUUCCAUCAACAGUUAAUUAGUGUAACAAUUAACAUGCGACAAAUUAUUCUAAUUUAUUAUCAUCAGUAAUGAUUGUAUAAAAUCAACGGUUAUUAAUUCAAUCUGCAAAUUGUAUUCAAAGAUGAUCAACAAACGAUUAAUUUGAAAAACUAGUUGAUUAGAUUCAAUUUUUCUUACCAUUGAUUAAAUUACCAUUAAUUAAUCAGCUGAAUAACAAUUAACUAUUGAUUUGCUUUUUUAAUUUGCUAUUGAUUUAACUGUGAUUGUUAACCUUUAAUUUGAUAUUUAAACGAUAAACGAUUAAUAUUAAUUAUCUUUCAA